CGAAGUCUGUGUUGCCAGAGAACCUUUAGUUUCACAGACUUCCGUGAUUUUUUUUCUUACUUCCUGGUUAGUUUUUCUUCCCCUUCUUUCUGUAAACUGCGGUGAAACGGGCAGAACGGAUAGUGUGCAUUGACCCUUUCGUGUAAUGGACAUCUUAUAGAUAACUGUAUUAUAACACUGAAACAGAACGGAAUAUCAACAAGUCUCUGUCAUUAGGCCCGUUGGCCUUGGUUGGGAUUUUUGUAGACUUAAAUUUGAGAUGGCGGGCUUGGGAAACAGUCGCCGAGGUGGGAGGUCUCUACUUUUAAUUGGUGCCUUAAUUGCGUGCACGGUAGUGCUGGGUUUCAACUACUGGAUAUCAAGCUCUCGGAACAUAGAAUUGCAGACUCGUGUAUAUGAGUUGGAAGGCAAUGUCCGGCGGGCAGCCUCUGAGAGAGGGGCUGUGGAACUGAAGAAGAAUGAAUUUCAAGAGCAGCUUCAAAGGCAGAGUGAGCAAAUGAAUCAGAUUGAGUCUCUGUAUCGGCAGCAGCUGCAGAGUGCGCAGGCGUCCUGGAAGGGUGAAAAGGCUGUCCUGCUUCUCAACAUCUCUUCAAGUGCUAGGACUAUCAAGACAAUGAAAGAUCAGUUUAACACUUUGUUUAAAGAUAUGGGAAAAUUACAGCAAGAACUCCAGGAGUGUCAGAGAAACCAGAGCAGUCUUCAAAGAAAAAUAACAUCUGACAUGUCUCAGUGCAAUGCACAGAUUACAGAGGUGAAGGAAGGGUAUUUACAGCAGCUUUCAGCACUCAAAAAGGAUGCUCUGCAGAAGGAAGAGAAGAUAACUACUGAGGUCAAGGUGUCUAUGCCCAAAGCAGUUUCCACAGGAGUUAAAACCAGAGCUACUGAUGUCAAAGGGAUAGAAAAGCAAGAGAAGGAAGGGACUAAGCAGGUCCCUGUCCAUCCAAGAAACAGCAGUCAUGAGACAGAAGAAAAACCAGUACAAACUGAAGUUCAAAACCCCAAACCUGCUGAACUAGAAACUACUGAGAUUCCAGAGAACACGGGCAGCAGGAAAAAUGUUGAUGUACAGCAGCCCAAAACAGUGGCUGUUAAACAGCAGGAUAAAGACGAAGCUGAAAAACCAGAACUGACUGAGAUAAAAGAAAAUGAUCUGGAGAAUCAGAAAAAUGAAGGAGGCAAAGAUAAAAUCGAAGACCUUGAAAAUGAUGACCACAAAGGCAAUGGCACAGAGGAAGAAGUAGAAAGAGAGCAGUUAAUUCAGGAUGAGCUGGAGAUCCUUGAUGAUUCACCUAAUGGAGACCUAAUAGCAGAUGGCAAACAGAAUAACGAGCUGGUGAUGGGUGAUGAACUUGCUGAUUACAACGGCGAUGAGGAAAAUGUGGGAGAAUUUGAGGCAGACAAACAAGCGGAGCUUGCAGAGAACACAGGUGAUUCAUAAACACACAUGGAUACUUAAUUGAAGAGGAGUAGACCAGGACCAUCAGCUCUUCAAUGAACAGCUUUAGAAGAGUGUGACAAAAACAAAGUGGAGUUCUGAAAAACAAAUGCAGUUGCACUGUCAGUAUAACUGGAGUAAAAAAUACUUGAGCUUCCAAGUGCUUUCCUUUGGGAUCAUAAGACUACCAUUUUAUUUUUCUUUAUAAUUCUUCAAGCCAGUGGAAGCACAGUACACAUGAUGUAUUAGUUUAAAUAAUAACUGAAUGAUUGGUCCAAAUUGAAUGUAUGUUAAACAGGGUUCUGAAGUAGAUUGAGUUUCCUUUAACUAUUGCUGUAUCAGCAAUCUAUACAGUACAUACCUUUUUUUUUCCCCACUGUGUAUCUGAGCUUCAUGUUUCAUAUUUAGGAAAGAGACAACACAUGAAAACAUCACUUUGAAGUUCAGAGUUCUGACUUCCUGUUUCUUACAUGAAUGUUACUUUUCUUAUCAAUUCCCUGUAAAAUGUGUUUUUGUGUUACUCGUUGACAUUUGUUUUAGUCUUACACAGUGUAAUACCAAUAUAGAACAAAUACCUCUAAAAGGUUAUUUUGAAUGGAUACUCUUAGUUCAAAAUUCUGUAAAAAGAGGGUGUGCUUUAUUGAGAACUAAUGUAAUUUACAACAUGGAAAAUCUAUAUUUACUAUGAAAAGUACUGUAAAGUGGUCUGUGAAGAUCACAAUAAUUGAAUCUCCGUUUGAAAAAUGAAGUCAAACUUAUAUUUUUAUGCUGCCUAAUACAAGGCAGACAUUAAAUAUGAUUUAAUUCAAUGUUUAUGAAUAUUCUAAUAAGUUAGAAUUUUGUUUUAUAACCUAUGGAAACAUAUUUUGAAUACAUAUCACCUAAUACAUUGAUAGAAAUGAUAGAUUCCUGUAUUUUGGUGAAGACUUAAAUUGUGGUUUCUCUUUAAAACAUUCUGUACGUUUAAUGAUCUUGAAAACUACUAUUGACAGUUUUCAGUAUUCUAUUUAAUACAGCAGAAAUGUUCAAGAAUUUAAUAUAAUCUUAAAUAAGCAGAAGUAUGACACUAGUUGUACUAUUAUAAAAACAUUUAAACAAAAACAAACAUUUUAUUUAAAUUUAUUGGGACCUGAUUGCAAAUCGUUUUAGACAUGCACAAUUUCACAUCUUAAUGUGAUCAUCUUUUUGUUUUGCUUUUUCAUCAGAAAGUGUUCUUUCUUUAUAUUUAACUUGUAUUAAACGUCUUCCUUUCAAAUCUAUGAGUGAUUAAAACCAGUUGUGGAGAGAACAGUACUUUAAAUAGAAAUGAAAAACGAGAGUGGAUUUUUCUAACCACUGACCUGAACUGAUUCAUAGAGAAAGCUCAUUGAAACAAAGGGAUUAACACACUAAAAUUAAGUAUCAUUUAUAUUUGCAAACUUGGUGUUAAAGCUACUUAGAAAUAGUUAUAAACAUUUUCCGCAUCAGAUUUUGUGACAUAUACUUAUUGUUUUAAUUAGGAUAAUUAAAUCAGUCAGUAAAUUAACAACUGAAUAUAAAAAGAAUUGGAUAAGAAUUCAGAACUAAGCUUAACUGGAAUGUUAUACAAAGCACAGAAAGCCAAAACACUUACGUACAUUCAAGUGGCCCUUUUAGUUUGAUGUCCAGAAUAGAAGAACCCCAAAACCCUGAGACUUGAUCAGUGUUGCACCAUGCAAUCAAGUUGCCAUCAAUCACUGUACUGUAAGUUGAGUUCUGUAACAAUCAAUACACCUCCCCAUAGAUUGGUCUGAGAAAGGCUUGGGAAAGGUUCACAUAUAAUUCUGCAAGCUUGUUCCUCACUUGCAGAUGUCCAUCACAAAAAAAACCCUUGAUGCACAGCUGCAGGUCUACCCCAUGUGGCUUUGUCCACAUGAAAGUGACAUUCUCUAAAUAAACAGAGUCCAUCGA
Messenger RNA from Lepisosteus oculatus (spotted gar), 3364 nucleotides. RefSeq names its product golgi membrane protein 1 (gene golm1). NCBI's taxonomy places the organism in Eukaryota, Metazoa, Chordata, Actinopteri, Semionotiformes, Lepisosteidae. The record is from RefSeq and is a predicted model, not a curated record. Gene Ontology annotation, cellular component: Golgi apparatus.